AUGUCAACCGCAAAAACAUUUGCCAAACAUAUUUCGUUUGAUGAUUUGGCACCUUCUUUAAUUGAUGAUCAAGCUACUAUUAUUAAAAAUGACAGCCACCAUGUCGGGCUGAAUAAUCAUUUCUUACAUAUACCUCCACAAUUUAAUCCAGUUUACAGAAACAGUUUGACCGGUAGCCAAGGUUCUAGUGAACUUACUGGUGAUGAAAAUCUGGAUUCAUCUGAAGUCGAAGGAGCUUCUCCACCGGCCCGAGUAGAAAGUCCAACGUUUACAGCACCUGGAGUCCCUCAGUUAUAUACGCAGAUGUUUUCCCCUGCAGCGCAUGACCCUUCCAAAAGCUAUCUUAGGUCACCCAGCAAUGAAAGAAGUAGGAGUGAGUCUCCGAUGUUCAGGUCGAGAAGAAGAGCUUCAGUGAGAUUACCUCCUCCCCCAAAAAUCUCUGUGUUAAAAAGGUCCUUAAAAGCCGCAGAUGAACAGGGGACUAUUGAAGAUAUUGAUAUCGGAGACUUAGAUUUUGACGUAGAGAGGAAAAUGACCAAAAUGACUGAAAGGAAUACCCAGAAAAAUUCCGGAUCGAGGAAGGGUUAUACACAAGCUGCAUUUGCAAAUCUUAAUGAAGUUGAGGAUAGAAUUGAAACAAAAUCGAUGGUGGAUUUAUCUGAAACUGAAAAUUCGGAGAAGUCAAAGAAAAGAUCCAAAUCGUUUGCUGGAAUGACAGAUGAAGAAUUAACAAAGCUGGAAGAAUUUUAUAUAAGCAAAGGGAGAUCGAACAAAACUAAAAUAGAUCAAUUUGAUUUUAGUGAGCAACUUCCGGUCUAUAUGGACACAACCGUAUCAAAGACAGAUUCAGAAAAUGUAACGGAUCCUUUGGCAGCAAUUUACCCAUCAAGACCUACAAUUGUUCAUAAUGCAAUUUCAAUGACCAUUGAUCACCCGCAUUAUGAGAGUUACGUAUCCAAGAUAAAAGACAAGCUUAAUUGUAAGGAGAAAAAUGACGAGGUUGAUUUAAGAGUUGUUUCAUGCUAUAUAUCGGGCAGAAGGUAUACCUGGUCAUCAGUAGAUUGGUAUGUUGAAAAUUUAGCAAGAGAUGGUGACCACCUAGUCAUAAUUACCACAAUUCCUGAGUUUGAAGCCAAAAUUGAUACCUUGGCUUAUAAGGAAAAAAGAAAACACCGCUUGGAAAGAAUGACCAGUGAUACUAGUGAAAGCAUGACCAUGGCAUCGCAUAAUCUUGCCAGUCCUGACACAUCAAGUUCAUUAUCCAUCGGCAUGAGAAUCGAAGCUAUUCAUAAUGAGGCAAAGCAGACUUGCUGUAACAUUUUAAAUUACUAUGCGAAAAGACUGGCAACCAAAACCGUUAGAAUUAGUAUUGAGAUGGUGAAAGAGGACUCAACAAGAUCUGCCAUAAUUUGUGCGACUUCUCUAUAUGUACCGAGUUUACAAAUAAUCAGUACUGUCAGCGCCAACAUUCAAAUCAAGUUCAGAAAUGGAAAAGUUAAGUUGCCAUUCUUUUUAAUGAAGCACUUUGCCAUGCCGGCAUUUGUCGUCCCGUUCGAAUUCAUCAAACCACAGCUUCUAAUCAAACCCAAAACAGAUAAAACCGACAGUGAAGAUAAGGAAGAAGGAGUUGACGAUUUGAAGACAAAAGUAAAGAAAGAGGAAAGAUCGCAAUGGUUAAGUGAACUGAUCAAGAGAACUUUAGAAAACCCCUUCACCAAACAUAAAGUAGUUGAUUCGGAUAAUAAUGAAAGCGAUAGCGAUGAGUCAGUAGCCUCCAUAAAUGAAUAUUUCCCAAUUUCACCCGAGAAAAAGCAAGAAAUGGAAUUUUUUGACAAGAUGGGAUAUGUGAGGCCAAAGCCGUCAAGACAAGUACUAUUGGACGAUAACACACUCAUGAAAUACGAUAGCUCUGGCCGGAAAUUAACUCCCGUUGAGUCAAAAAGUUCACGGCGCAGUUCCAAGCGCAGUUCAAGAAUACAGUUUAACAACAACGGGAUUUAUAAAGUAAAAUCCAUGGUAGAUGAUAUUUAUAAUAAUGACGCUGCCUCUACGCCACAUGCCAAAACUGCACUGAAAUGGGACAACGAAGAUCCAAAAUCAAAAUUCACCUCACAUCCGAUGAGAAAAACGAAAUCUGCGGGCCUAUCACCUAGAACAUCCUCCACUUCAUCUCAUUCAGGGCAACGAAAGUCCCAUCAUCACCAUCAUCAUCACAGCCGCGUUUCAAGGACAAAAACUGCCGAAAGUAGCAAAUCAGCCAACAGCAAGAAAGGCAGUUCCUCAUCCUCAACAAGUGAACUUCAAGUUAAGAAGGAUGGAAAAAAGAAAAAAAGUAAGUUUGGUUCGAUCUUCAAAAAAGUGUUUGGUUGA
Saccharomyces kudriavzevii IFO 1802 is the source of this 2370-nucleotide messenger RNA. RefSeq lists its product as uncharacterized. Bases 1 to 2370 code for a protein of 789 amino acids. The transcript has a single exon. NCBI's taxonomy places the organism in Eukaryota, Fungi, Ascomycota, Saccharomycetes, Saccharomycetales, Saccharomycetaceae. The record is from RefSeq and is a predicted model, not a curated record.